Amorphotheca resinae ATCC 22711 is the source of this 3757-nucleotide messenger RNA. RefSeq lists its product as hypothetical. Gene Ontology annotation, molecular function: phosphatidylinositol-3,5-bisphosphate 5-phosphatase activity; phosphatidylinositol-4,5-bisphosphate 5-phosphatase activity. Gene Ontology annotation, biological process: phosphatidylinositol dephosphorylation. The record is from RefSeq and is a predicted model, not a curated record. Lineage: Eukaryota; Fungi; Ascomycota; Leotiomycetes; Helotiales; Amorphothecaceae. The transcript has 6 exons. The coding region runs from base 97 to 3684 and encodes 1195 amino acids. Gene Ontology annotation, cellular component: cytoplasm; membrane.
AACAAGGCUCACUGUAUCGUGAACAUUUUGAGCCUCAACACUCCAAGAUGCCACAGAUGCUAUUAUUGAGCCAGAUCCUUCUAUCCUGACCCAACUAUGUCUAUUCGUGUCCUCCUUAAUGAUCGCUCUAACCUGACCCGGUCGAUUGCUCUCGUAACGCCAACCCACGCUCUCAUCUUCCGCCAUACGCCGUCUACCAACGACUCUUCAGGCAAUGGCUCUCUUACAUCAACCUCGCGCACCUCGCUGGACAACAACGGCGCAUCCGUGCCUAAGUGCAUGGUUGAGUUUUCAGAAGUAUCGUCCGUCGAUCUGAGCGACUAUCGGACGCUGAGUCCAUUGCCUGUCCACGGAACCCUCGGGCUGAUCACCAUCAAUAACGAUGUUUUCCUUUGUCUGGUGACCGGCGCAGCAAAGGUGGCCACAGUGCGACCUGGGGAAACGGUUGAUAAGAUCUACGCAGUGGAGUUCUACUGUUUAAAUAGCUCGAAUUACGACCAUAGCCUCAGCGAUAAUCUGGAUCCUUAUGCGAUUGACGAGCAAGAUAACUACCAGAGUCUCAGUCGCAGAGAGCCGGUUGAGCACCCGUGUAUGGAACUACAGAAGUUGCUGGGAAAUGGCAGUUUUUACUUCAGCACGGAUUUCGAUCUUACAAACAGGUUGCAAGACCGAGCCACAGAAACUUCUACUUUCGACACCGAUAAUUUGGACGAGUCCUUCCUGUGGAAUUCAUACAUGAUCAGCCCUCUGGUGAGAUUUCGGUCUCGACUGGUAGCACGUGAAAGAGAAGCAUUGGACAGGUCUGGGAUCCUUACGUCCGCGAUUCGUGGUUUCGUCCUUACAAUCACAAUUCCACCAUCCUCUGCGCCGGUAAGAGCUUCUAGAACCGGGCUCCCUUCGUCUUUGACCCUUAUAUCACGGCUGUCAUGUCGAAGGGCUGGAACAAGAUUCAACAGUCGUGGGAUUGACGACGAUGGGAAUGUGGCAAAUUUCGUCGAGUCGGAGACUAUUUACUGGUCCCCUUCGGCGGCUGCACCGGUGUCAGCAGGAUCCUCCUCAAAUGAGAGACCUGCAGGAUUAUGUUUCUCAUACGCGCAAAUCAGGGGUUCUGUGCCGGUGUUCUGGGAGCAAGCCGCGGGGUUGAUACCGGGCCAGCAGAAAAUAACAAUUACACGAUCAGCUGAAGGUACUCAGCCGGCUUUCGAUAAGCAUUUUAGAGAGUUGGAACAUGACUAUGGCGCUGUCCAUGUGGUUAAUCUCCUGAGUGAGACGAAACCGGGCGAAGCCGAGUUGACAAAGCUCUAUCGUUAUGGUGUCAGGCACUCUGCCCUCAAUCAUCCUGGACAGAAGACUUCUCGAGACCAUCAGCUUUUGAGAGAGACGGAGUUCGAUUUUCAUGCCGAGACUAAAGGACCGACUGGUUACGAAGCAGCUAGCACGAUUCGACGGCUCAUCGAGAACUCAGCAGACGGUUUUGCGUACUACCUCUCGGAGGAUAUUGAAGACCCGUCAGAUUACCCCGGUGAAAAGCCGCGUCGGAGGACGGUUGCUGUCUUACAACAGGAGGGUGUCUUUCGAACCAACUGUCUCGAUUGUCUGGAUCGGACAAAUCUGAUACAGACGAUUAUUUCUCAGAUGGCCAUUGAAGCCUUUCUUGGCCACCGAGCCGAACGUGCUACCUCAGACUUUUGGAUGAGACAUUCAAGUCUGUGGGCAGACAAUGGUGACGCCCUGUCGAGGAUUUACGCUGGGACAGGAGCUCUCAAGUCGUCUUUUACCAGACAUGGCAAGAUGUCAUUAGCUGGAGCAAUUGCCGAUGCGCGAAAGAGUGCGGCUCGAUUAUACAUCAACAACUUUGCAGAUAAAGCGCGCCAAAACACCAUUGAUAUCCUUCUAGGUCGGCUAGUUGGCCAAACCCCAGUGCAUCUUUUUGAUCCUAUCAACGACUACGUGACGGCCGAGCUCGCCAAGCGGAGCUCAGAAUACCAGUCUUCGGCCGUCAUCAAUAUAUGGGCUGGGACUUUCAACUUGAAUGGUCGAACCUCGGGUAUCAGUGAAGACCUCUCGUCUUGGCUCUGCCCUGAUGUUGAACCAUCUCAACAGAACCCGGAGAUCGUUGCAGUCGGGUUUCAAGAGAUCGUCGAGCUUAGCCCUCAACAAAUAAUGAAUAGUGAUCCCACGCGGAAGAAGGCUUGGGAAAUGGCGGUACAGAAAACCCUGAACCUGCAUGCCCGGGCUGCUGGUAGCGAACACUAUGUUCUUCUCCGAAGCGGCCAGCUCGUUGGUGCUGCUCUAUGUAUCUUCGUGAAGGCCUCGGUGCUUCGACAUAUCAAGAAUGUCGAAGGGAGCAUCAAGAAGACUGGCAUGUCUGGCAUGGCCGGUAACAAGGGAGCAGUAGCCAUCCGAAUGGAAUAUGAAAAUACCCAAAUUUGUUUUGUAACCGCACACUUGGCUGCAGGUUUCGCAAAUUACGAGGAGAGAAACCGGGACUAUAACACCAUCCAUCACGGGUUACGGUUCCAAAGAAAUCGAGGGAUUGAUGAUCACGAUACGGUAAUAUGGAUGGGUGAUUUCAAUUAUCGUAUCGGAUUAGGCUCUGAGAAGGUUAAACAGUUAAUCCAGAAGGGUGACUUGGAGGCCCUAUAUGAGAACGAUCAGUUAAACCUGCAAAUGGUUGCUGGUCUUACCUUCCCAUAUUAUUCCGAGUCGCGGAUAACGUUCAACCCAACCUACAAAUACGAUAUUGGUGAAGAUAGAUAUGAUACUUCCGAGAAAGCUCGGAUACCAGCUUGGACAGAUAGAAUCCUCCGCAAGGGAUCGAACCUCCGCCAGAUCAACUACAACACAGCUCCGCUCCGCUUCUCAGACCACCGCCCCGUCUGGGCCACCUUCCAGUGCACAGUGAGCAUCGUCGACGAGGGCAUCCGCGAAAGUCUGAGUCGCGAGAUCUACGAGAAGCGCCGUGCAGAAGUCGAUUCGACUGAAGCCGGACUAGACGACAGUGACGACGAAGACCUGAUCGGCUAUGAUCCUAUCGAACCCGGCCUGCCGCCAGCCAGCUCCGACAAGCGGAAAUGGUGGCUCGACAAUGGCCGACCCGCCCGCUCCGACCUCAAGCCGCCGCAGCCGGGCGCCAUCCCGAACCCGAACCGUCCCUCGAAUCCAUUCGCGCCAACCGACGAGCCCGACUGGGUGACGGUGCCACGCAUGCCGCCGCGUCCUCCCUCCCAAAGCAGCAUAUCUUCACUCCCGCCCCGCCCCUCAUCCAACCCUCCGCGCAAACUCCCACCGCCUCCCACCCCAUCCCUCGCCGCCUCCGCGACGCCCAACCUCUCCCAACCCUCCCUCCCCUUUCGAACCGGCACCGACCCAACACCCCCUCCCCUCCCCCGCCGCCCCUCCCUCUCCCCAUCCACCACCACAACCACCACGAGCACCACCAGCUCCAAAAACCCUCCACCCCCACCUCUAACCCGCAAACCCGUCCAUCUGACCUCCUCUCCUCCUCCAUCCCAAACCCCCUCCUCUCCACAGCCCCAGCCCAUCCCACGGAAACCGCCCCAGCCUCCGAGACCUGGGCGCGACGAGGGUCCUAGACCGGGAUUACCGCCCAGGCCGCAACGGGAUCUGUUGGGGGAGGACGAGGGAGGGUUGGAGGGGUGGGAGGCGUUGAGACCGGGGUAGGUUAUGUAGGGUGUAUAGAAAAGAAAAAUUAAAAGGAAAAUAAGCAUCUCGUCAAGUCUGCAUCGUGUAGCGU